AUGGGGGAGAAAGUUUCGGAGGCGCCUGAGCCGGUGCCCCGCGGCUGCUGCAGUCACGGUGCUCCGACUCCCGCCCCUGCGGUGGCUGCCGAGUCCUCGCCCGGCGCUUCCUCGGCGGAGUCCUCCUCGGGCUCGGAAACUCUGUCGGAGGAAGGGGAGCCUGGCUUCUCCCGCGAGCAGCCGCCGCCGCCGCCGCCGCCGCCGCCGGGUGGAGCUCGGCCGGCCGCUGCGUGGGCUCCCGCGCUCUUGGUGCCGGAGCGCGGAGUCUCAGCGCCGCCGCCGCGCCCGGGAGGAGCCGCGCCACCCGCGCCCCGGGGCAGCAGCGCGUCCCAGGAGGAGCAGGACGAGGAGCUUGAUCACAUAUUAUCCCCUCCGCCCAUGCCAUUUCGGAAAUGCAGCAACCCAGACGUGGCUCCUGGCCCUGGGAAGUCGCUGAAGUUUAAAAGACAGCUGAGUGAGGAUGGAAGACAGCUGCGACGGGGGAGUCUGGGAGGUGCUCUGACUGGCAGGUAUCUCCUUCCAAACCCGGCUGCGGGGCAAGCCUGGGCAACCUCUGCAGAGACGUCCAACCUCGUGCGCAUGCGCAGCCAGGCCCUGGGCCAGUCGGCGCCCUCUCUCACCGCCAGCCUGAAGGAGCUGAGUCUCCCCAGAAGAGGAAGUCUGAUAGAUUCUCAGAAGUGGAAUUGCUUGGUCAAACGUCUGCAUGGUGAAGAGGACUUUUCAUUUCACUGA
Messenger RNA from Rangifer tarandus platyrhynchus (Svalbard reindeer), 732 nucleotides. The record is from the annotation of a GenBank genome assembly. NCBI's taxonomy places the organism in Eukaryota, Metazoa, Chordata, Mammalia, Artiodactyla, Cervidae.